UGUGAAGAAAUUCUGAAAGGUCGGUGGAGCUGCCCUUUAAGGGUGUGUUGGAAACGUUCAACACAAAUCCAGCGCCGGCGGGAGCACGAAACAGAAACGUUAGCGAGCUAGCCGAGGCUAGGCUAGCUAAACUAAAGAUUAACCAGCCUGUGAAGGUGAAGAUAGUGAAAGCAGCUGGCAGAAACGAGCCGAAAACACGUCGGCGAGUCUGAAAAGGGAAUAAACAGGCGAAGCGAGGACGGAGGGCGACGACAGGCAGCUUUUCCGGACUUGUUUUUGAGCAGUAUUUUCUCUCGUACCGGCUACAGGCCUCUGGAACCGAUGGAGGGGGUGAAGCAACUUUUCAUGUGAAAACUAAAAGGUUUUUAAUGUGUAGGAGCGCCGGGGAAGGAGUGGAAGUGGAUUGUUUUGGCUCAGAGGACCGCUGGCUUGAGUGAAGCAGUGAAGCAGCCACACCCUCCAGAGCUUCCUGAUAGCAAGAUGUACAACUAAAAGCUCAGUGUCUCCCAACAAGCUCACUGAGCUGCUCAGGCCUGAGGAUUUCUCCAUUUAAACAGACUUUGGAGCGUGAGAGAGAUGGCCAGCCAGAGCAAAGACCUUGGCUCUGCGUGCCGGACGAGGCUGUUCCCUGCUUUUGGCUGAGGAGGGCCUAUGGAACGGUAGAUAUGCCUGGUAAGGAACUGAGCCUUCACAAGCGACUGGUCUACAUCACGGGUUUGUGUGCGAAGAAGAAGAAGAGGUUGAAAACCGAGGAAGGUGUGGGAAGCCCCCCCGCUGUAGCAGAGUCUUUUAUUUUGGAGGUCUCAUGGGAUGAUGGUGCUGAAGCGGCGGAGCCGUACCUGGCAGGCUGAUCCAAACUGCCUCCUCUGCAUUAAAACAGGCAUGACACUCACCCCUGCUUUAAACGGGUGGGCUACACUGGACAGGUCGUUCGUGCUCAGCAAUACGUUGGAUCCACAUCCUGCGACCGCGACAAGGAGAGCAGGACCUUUAAAAACCCCUUGGCUUGGCACGAAUUAAGAAAAUGGACACGAGUGUAAUUGGAUGUCUGUUAUCAUCUUGCACUUUGCCUUGAUUUGGGCUCUGUUGUGGCACUGCAGCAAGUGUUUGUUUUUUUGUUUGUUUGUUUGUUGUUUUUGUGUGUUGUUGGACCAAGAUUGGCAACGUACAACCUGUGAAACUGUUCAGGUUACCUUAAGCAUGAUAGAUGUGAUUUCGCAUAAAGUGCCGGCACAUUUAAGGUCAAAUUACAGAAAUACCGAGCAGUUUAGAGUCAUUCGGUUGAAGGGAUUUUUGAUUCAUAGCCUUGAUUUUCACCUCAAUUGCUCAGACUAUUCCCAACUGUUUUUUGUUCAUAUCACAACUAUGCCAGAACAUGAGUGAAGUUGCAUUAUACUAUAUUUUCUGAUUUUCUUACAAACGUUUACUAAAAUUCUGAACAAUUUAAUAGUGGAUAUUAGCAUAUUUUCUGAAGGACAUUACAGAAGACUCUUUUAAGGCCAGUUUCAGGUUUUCUCAGAGAAGGUGUGCUGAAGAAAAAGAAAAGAAAUACAUCUAAGUUAUGAGUUUAUACUAUGGAAUGUGUGGUGUAACCUGUAUUUUGUACAAAAAAGAAAAUUCCGGACAGUAGCUCGACCACCCUACUAUGGCUAGUAGUGGCUCGGGAAAGUCAGAUAGCGAGGUUCCGACCAACAUCCUGAGUGGCAGCUUGCAGCAAAGGAAAAGACUUUCAUCCAUCUGUGACUCGUGCAAAAGCAAGAUGCAGCUGGUGGCGGACCUGCUUCUGCUGUCCAGUGAGACCAGGCCGGUGGUGACGGCGGACGGUCAGCAGGUGGCAGAGACUUUCGACAAAUGCCGGGAUACGGUGAUCGCCCGGACGAAAGAGCUAUCCAUCAUCACUCAUGACAUCCAGAGCCAGCUCAACAUGGGCAAGUUUGUGGAGGUUGGGGACAGGCUGGUGGAGAUGGGCGACCUGGUGGUGUCUCUGACGGAGUUCUCGGCUCAUGCGGCGUAUUUGGCCGCUGUGGAGACUCCGGGUUCGCAGCCUGCUGUGCCGGGGCUCGUGGACCGCUACAAAGUGACCCGCUGCCGGCAUGAGGUGGAGCAGACCUGCAGCGUCCUCCGGUUGACGCCAUUGGCCGACCUGACCCCACAGCUUCUCCUGGAGGUGUCGCAGAACAUCCUGAGGAACCUCACCACCCUCACCGAUGCUUCUUCUCUGGCCAGUGAAAAAUCCAAGGACAGAUUCGCCAAGGAGCAGUUCAAGGCCAGUGUCAAGUGCAUGAGCACCAGUGCCACGGCCUUGCUCGCCUGCGUGAAAGAGGUAAAAACCUGCCCUAGCGAACUUUCACGGAACCGUUGCGUACUCUUCAGCGGACCGCUGGUGCAGGCCGUCCACGCGCUGGUGGGGUUUGCGACGGAGCCGCAGUUUCUGGGCAAGCCGGCUGCGCUCAGUCCGGAAGGCAAAGCAGUGCAGACGGCCGUGCUAGGGGGCGCUAUGAGCGUGGUUUCGGCCUGUGUCCUUCUCACCCAGGGCCUCAGGGAUAUAUCCCAGCACCCCGAAAACAGCGCCCAGAUGCCGGGGUACCGGGAGCGCCUUCGGAACUCGGCCUGUGCCGUCUCGGACGGCUGCACGCUGCUUUCGCAGGCGCUAAGGGAACGAUCCUCACCCAGAACUCUACCGCCAGUCAACUCUCAUUCUGUGAAUUAACGGAUACACAAGUAGCCCUAUUUGUUUAUUUUUUUAUGUACCAAAGAGACUAAUCAGGUUUUAAUCAAUACACCCGUAUUGUGUGAUCCUAUUGAGUGAAUGUAGGGGGAUGUGUCUGAAUUUAGCCUGUCAAACGAGAGCUAGGCUGUAUUUCAUAAUUUCCACCGAGGUUCCGAGGGAGGAGGCAGGUUUUUCUUGCGCUGGAUGUAAUAAAAACCCUAGCCGAAACUGACAGACAUCAUUUCUAACUCAUGCUCACUCACUGGUAGCUGCAGACUUUGUAAAAUUAGAUCUCCCAAACUUAACGGAAACUAGCAGAAAAGUUUACCUCAGUUUUAGGCGUCUGAAGGCCUCAGACGGAGUGACGGUUGUAGCUUUUGACGUGUGUGAUGGAUGUCGUUGUGUGACUUUUUCUGAUGGGUUAAAGCUGCUGUGAGUGCGUGCCAUAGGUUUUACACUAUUUACCAGACUUACAAUAGCAUUUUAAUGUCUUUUUUUUGAUCAUGCAUGUACUGGAGUAUUUAUUUCAACUUAUUAAAGUGUUGUUUCUCAUAUGUGA
This is a messenger RNA of Colossoma macropomum (tambaqui), 3269 nucleotides long. RefSeq names its product talin rod domain containing 1 (gene tlnrd1). The transcript has 2 exons. The coding region runs from base 1646 to 2710 and encodes 354 amino acids. Gene Ontology annotation, molecular function: actin binding. The record is from RefSeq and is a predicted model, not a curated record. NCBI's taxonomy places the organism in Eukaryota, Metazoa, Chordata, Actinopteri, Characiformes, Serrasalmidae.